Molecule: messenger RNA, 1266 nt
Organism: Podospora pseudopauciseta
Lineage: Eukaryota; Fungi; Ascomycota; Sordariomycetes; Sordariales; Podosporaceae
Molecular function (GO): oxidoreductase activity, acting on the CH-OH group of donors, NAD or NADP as acceptor
Source: RefSeq, a predicted model, not a curated record
CCGAAACAAAUUCCGCUUGCUACAUUACCUAUCGAGUAAAAUGCACAUCGCUGACGAGAAUUGGCAGGCUCCUCCCCAAUUCAGCCGAGCGAUGUUGCUCCGGCUCCUGUAGCACUGGCAUUCGAUGGAUUCAGCCGGCUCAAAUGAUAACGACUUUCACUUGGCUCACGACCCUCUCUCGUUAAAAUAACUCGCACCAAAACAGGCAUAAUCAUCAUGGCUUGCCCCACCCACAUCCUCGUUACAGGCGCCACCGGCUUCAUCGGCGCGCAUGUUGUGGACAUGCUGCUUUCCCGUGGCUUUAGGGUAACUACUCGGUCCAAAGCCAAAGGCGAGGCCAUGUUGGCAGCUCGUCCUCGAGCCACCCAGGCAUCUCGUCUUGACUGUGUCGUCAUUGACGACUUUUUAGGGCCAGAGCUGGACCUUGCUUCAACGUUGAAAGGUGGCAUUGAUGCCAUCGUUCAUGUGGCCUCCCCUUUCACAUACGACACUCAAAAUAACGAGGCAGAGCUGAUACUACCUGCCAUCAACGGGGUCAAGGCUGUCUUGUCUGCGGCCGCGGAAGCACAAACGGUGAAACGGGUGGUGAUCACAUCAAGCUUCGCUGCAGUACUUGAUGUUGAGAGGGCGCGGAAGGCGUCUCAGUACUUUACCUACACGGCGGACGACUGGAACCCCCUUACGUACGAUGAAGCGGCCGAUCCAAAGACAAGCGCGGUGGUGGCAUAUCGAUGGAGCAAGAAGUUUGCCGAACUGGCGGCGUGGGAAUUUGUGAAUAAUUUCGAGUGUCGUGGGGGUGGGUUGAGUUUUGACUUGGUCACCUUGUGUCCCCCCAUGACGUUUGGGCCUGUGGUUCAUCCCGUGGUUGGUGGGCCUUUGGGGCUAAAUGAUAGCAACAGCCAGCUGUGGAAGGUUGCGAUUGCGAGCCAGCAAGGAAAUGAGCUUCCUGUCGCGAGAGUACCAUUCUGGGUUGAUGUAAGGGAUCUGGCGCAGGCGCACGUCGAAGCACUUCUUCGGCCAGAAGCAGGGGGCAAACGGUACCUGGUUUCUUCCCAGGAGAGAUUAACGUAUGAAAUGGCAGCCGAGAUCAUCGAGCACGAGUUUCCCAAUUUUGUGAGACCAGAGGGGGCGCCAGUGGUGGAGAGGCAGGUGGUCGACGAGAGCCAUAGUAUUGAUGGCGAGACAGCGGCGAGGGAGCUGGGCAUCUCAUAUCGCGCUUGUCGAGAGACAGUGGUGGACUUAAUGAGGCAGGUUGGUGCAAUGUAG